CACCGAUCACUGUAAAGAGCUGAUGAAAUCGACUGUGUCAUGUGAUCAGCUGUGUCCAAUCACAGUUGACCACAUGGCACUGAUGAUCAGUGUAGCCCCAUCAGUGCCACCUGACAGUGCCCAUCAAUGGCCCUUGUAAGUGCCCAUCAAUGCCACAUGCCAGUGCACAUCAAUGCCACAUAUCAGUGCCCAUCAGAGCUGCCUUUCAGUACUGCCUAUCAGUGCCAGUCAGUGCUGCCCAUCAGUGCCAGUCAAUGCCACCUAACAGUUCCAAUCAGUGCUGCCUAUCAGUGCCAUAUAUGAGUGUGGCCUUUCAGUGCCCAUCAGUGAUGCCUGUCAAUGCCCAUCAGUGCCACCUAUCAGUUCUUCAUCUACAG
This is a messenger RNA of Staurois parvus, 377 nucleotides long. NCBI's taxonomy places the organism in Eukaryota, Metazoa, Chordata, Amphibia, Anura, Ranidae. The record is from the annotation of a GenBank genome assembly.